AUGCCCCCGCAGCAGGGCGGCCCCGCGCUCCCCGGCCGCUGCGAGGCGCCGCCGGUGCCGCCCCGCCGGGAGCGCGGGGCGCGCGGGGCGCGGGGCGCGGGGGGCGCCCGGGGCCGCGCCAUCAAGUGCGUGCUGGUGGGCGACGGCGCGGUGGGCAAGACCAGCCUGGUGGUGAGCUACACCACCAACGGCUACCCCACCGAGUACGUGCCCACCGCCUUCGACAACUUCUCCGCCGUGGUGUCCGUGGACGGGCAGCCUGUGAGACUCCAGCUCUGUGACACGGCGGGACAGGACGAGUUCGACCGGCUGCGGCCCCUGUGCUACACCCACGCAGACGCCUUCCUGCUGUGCUUCAGCGUGGUCAGCCCGACCUCCUUCCAGAACGUGACGGAGAAGUGGGUGCCCGAGGUCCGGCGCCACUGCCCCCGGGCGCCCGUGCUGCUGGUGGGCACGCAGUCGGACCUGAGGGAGGACGUCAAGGUGCUCAUCGAGCUGGACAAGGCCAAGGAGAAGCCGGUGCCCGAGGAGGCGGCCCGGCUGUGCGCCGAGCAGGUCAAGGCGGCCGCCUACAUCGAGUGCUCGGCGCUCACCCAGAAGAACCUCAAGGAGGUCUUUGACGCGGCCAUCGUGGCCGGCAUCCAGCACUCGGACGCCCAGCAGCAGCAGCAGCAGCAGCCGCCGCAGCCGCCCCCCAAGAAGCCCAAAAGCAGGACUCCGGACAAAAUGCGGACCCUGUCCAAGUCCUGGUGGAAGAAGUACUGCUGCUUCGUAUGA
Molecule: messenger RNA, 777 nt
Organism: Pipistrellus nathusii (Nathusius's pipistrelle)
Lineage: Eukaryota; Metazoa; Chordata; Mammalia; Chiroptera; Vespertilionidae
Source: the annotation of a GenBank genome assembly